AUGUCAGGUUUCGAGGCACGAACCUCCGCUGCGGGCUCCGACGCGCUGAGAGACAAAUACCUCGACGGCCUUCUCGCCGCCGGCUUAUACGAGGAUUCCUGCCGGAGCAGGUACGAGGCGGUGAACUACCGCCACCUUUCCCCCUACAAACCUUCGGCUUACCUCGUGCAGAAGCUCCGCGAGUAUGAGGAUCGUCACCGGAGAUGUGCGCCUCAUACCAACGCCUACAAAAAGAUGCUGCCGCUCCUUACAGGCGGCGUCGCCGCCGGGACGGUGGAGGAGUGCAAGUACCUCCUGUGGACGCCCUUCUCAGGGCUUGGAAACAAAAUAAUUUCUCUCACGUCGUCGUUCCUCUACGCCCUGCUCACGGAAAGGGUCCUCCUCAUCGAUAGGGGAAGGGAUUUCUCCAAGCUCUUUUGCGAGCCCUUCCCGGGGACUUCCUGGCUGAUUCCCGAGGACUUCCCGAUGAAAAACCUCUACUUCAACCGAGGGGACCCCUUGAGCUACGGCAGUCUGGUGAGAGAGAAGGGCAUUGUCAAUCCUCUGCCAUCCUUCGUCUACGCGCACGUAGUCACCGACUUCGCGCAAGAGGAUGCUCGCUUCUUCUUCGAGGAGGACCAGAGAGCCCUACGGGGAGUCCCUUGGCUUCUUGUGAGGUCGGAAGUCCACUACGCAGCGGGCUUGUUCUUAAACGCCGACUUUGAGCCAGAGCUUUCCAGGCUGUUCCCGGAGACGGAGACGGUGUUCCACCACCUCUCCCGGUACCUUCUCCAUCCGUCCAACAAGGCCUGGGGGAUGAUCACCAGGUACUACCACACUUAUUUAGCCAAGGGCAAGGAAAGGUUGGGGAUACAGAUCAGGAUCUUCAACCAUGAAAACUCUCCCUUCGAGAACGUCUCGACCCAGGUCGUCAACUGCCUCAUGAAGGAGAAGCUACUGCCGGAGAUUGAUCUGAACGACCCCCAAGUCGUGCCCAGCAGAUGGAAGAUUAUGGACGUUAUUGUUACGACUCUGCACUCCGGCUACCUAGACAAGAUCCGAAGCAUUUAUUGGGAGCACCCAGCCGCCGGCGGCGUGCUCGUCAGCGUCCAUCAGCCGAGCCACGAGGAAUAUCAGUUGAUGGACGACGAGAGCCACGACAUGAAGGCGUGGGCGGAGAUGAACCUGCUAAGUUUUUCCGACGUUCUGGUGACUAGCGCCUGGUCGACCUUUGGCUACGUUGGGCAGGGCCUCGGGGGUUUAAAGCCGUGGAUUCUCCUCCGACCGAAGAGCCCAGCCCUGCAGGAGCCCUCUUGCGUCAGGGAUAUCUCGAUGGAGCCGUGCUUUCACCUGCCGCCGGCGUACCUGUGUGAGCAGAAGAUGGACGGCAAGAGGGGCAAGGUGGCGCCGUACGUCACCUAUUGCGUCGAUGUCGAGGGUGGACUCAAGGUACUUGCCAGGAAUAAUGAAGUCCAGUAG
Messenger RNA from Spirodela intermedia, 1458 nucleotides. The record is from the annotation of a GenBank genome assembly. Lineage: Eukaryota; Viridiplantae; Streptophyta; Magnoliopsida; Alismatales; Araceae.